AUGGCAAGCUCUUUUGUGAUACUAAACCUCAUAUUAUCUUCCUUUCUAGCUCCUAUUUCUGCAGUGGCUGGUUAUGUUAAUUACCUGCAUAGAGGGUCUUCCCUCUCCACGAAGCAUGCCUCUGAUGUGUUGCAGUCAAUGGAUGGUACCUUCUCGUUUGGCUUCUACAACCUUUCAUCCACUGCGUUCACCUUGUCAAUCUGGUUCACCAACUCAGCUGACAGAACCAUCGCCUGGAGUGCAAAUCAAGACCGCCCUGUGCAUGAGAGCGGAUCGAAGGUCACGCUGGACAAGGAUGGGAGCAUGGUUCUCACAGACUACGAUGGCAUGGUCGUAUGGCAAAUCAAUAGCUCCACAGAAGCUGUUCGUGCCGAGCUCUUGGACUCUGGAAACCUUGUGGUGAAGGAUCAAUACGGCGGCAUCCUCUGGCAAAGCUUUGAUCAUCCAACCAACACUCUGCUCCCGAUGCAGCCGGUUACAGCCACCGUGAAGCUGGUAUCAACUGAUCUCUCACACCCAACAAGUUACUACACCCUACGAUUCGAUGAUCGGUAUGUUUUAUCGCUUGCUUAUGAUGGGCCAGACAUUUCUAUCCUCUACUGGCCUAACCCUGACCGCAGCAGCUGGGAAAACUACAGGAUCUCGUACAACCGUAGCAGGAGUGGUGUUCUUGACAAGCUGGGGAAGUUUGUGUCGAGCGAUAACACCACGUUUUAUGCUUCAGAUUGGGGUUUGGAGAUCAAAAGGAGACUCACAUUGGACUACGAUGGAAAUCUCAGGCUUUACAGCCUGAAUGAGUCGGAUGGGAGCUGGCACAAUUCUUGGAUGGCUUUAUCCCAGGCCUGUGAAAUUCAUGGACUUUGUGGUUGGAAUGGGAUAUGUGGGUACACGCCAAUGCCUGGCUGUUCUUGCCCUCCUGGUUAUGUAGUCAGUGAUCCUAGUGAUUGGAGCAGCGGCUGCAAGCCAGUAUUCAACCUCACCUGCAACAGCGAUGGCCAGAAAAUGAGCUUCGUGCGCAUUCCCGAGACCGACUUCUGGGGCUCUGAUCUGAACUACGUCAUGUCGACGUCACUGCAGGCUUGCAGGGAGAUGUGCUUGUCGAGCUGCUCAUGCUUAGCAUUCGUGUACAAGGUAUACCCAAAUGGCUGCUUCCUGAAGUCUGCUCUCUUCAAUGGCAAGACAGUUCCGGGAUACCCUGGCACAGCAUAUGUCAAGAUUCCUCGGAGCUUUCUGUCGUCCCAGUCACAAGCAUCUGCUUCUGAACUUGCCAAUCGUCUCCAUGUUUGCAAUGCAUCAAAAACACAGACAUUCAAUUAUACUGCACACGGUAGCAAAGGGAUGGGUACAAUGUGGUACUACUUGUACUGUUUCCUGGCUGUGUUCUUUCUUGUGGAGCUCUGCUUCAUUGCCUUUGGCUGGUGGUUCAUGGCAAAAACACACUCGGCACGAUCGGCGAUGUGGGCAGCGGAGGAAGGCUACAGGAUUGUUACACAUCAUUUCCGUAGGUUUACCUACAAAGAAUUGCAGAAGGCUACUAGGAAUUUCAGAGAUGAGCUUGGCCGUGGGAGAUAUGGAUCUGUGUACAAAGGUGUUCUAGCUGAUAAUCGCAUGGUUGCCAUCAAGAAGCUCAAAGAUGUGAAGCAAGGUGAGGCUGAGUUUCAGACAGAGGUAAGUGUGAUUGGAAGGAUUUACCACAUGAAUCUGGUGAGAGUAAUGGGUGUAUGUUCAGAGGGAAGCUACAGGCUUCUGGUCUACGAGUAUAUCGAGAACGGUUCAUUGGCCAUGUUCUUGUUUCAUGGCAAGGGGCAGCUGCAGUGGCAACAUAGGUACAAGAUUGCAGUUGGUGUGGCCAAAGGGCUAGCCUACCUUCACCAUGAGUGUAUGGACUGGAUCAUCCAUUGCGACGUAAAGCCCGAGAACAUACUUCUGGACCAGGAUUUUGAGCCCAAAAUCAGCGACUUUGGGCUCGCAAAGAUGCUACAGAGAGACCAGGCUGAUCCCAGCAUGUCAAAGAUUCGAGGCACUAGGGGUUACAUUGCUCCAGAAUGGGUUUCCAGCCUCCCCAUAUCUGAAAAGGUCGAUGUGUAUAGCUAUGGAGUAGUGCUUCUGGAGUUAGUCAUGGGGCUUCGAGUGUCUGAACUACCUGCAAAUGGCAGUGGAGAUGAAGGUGCUGCAUUGAGGCAGCUAGUGUGGACAGUAACAGAAAAGAUCAAAACCGAUGAUCAAACGUGGAUCGAUGGCGUUGUGGAUCCUAGAUUGGAUGGAAACUUUGUGCGCUCCGAGGUGCUGCUGGUGCUAGAGCUUGCUGUCCUGUGCUUGGAGAAAGAACGGAACCAGAGACCAAACAUGAAUCAUGUUGGGCAGAAGUUCCUUUCCUAGGAAUGAAUGGUUCGGCAACUCUUCCUGUCCUCUGUCCCUUGUCUUUAAGUCAAAACAGUAAUGUAGUUUGGUAAAUUUCAUAUCAUUUGGAUGUCCUGUGAUUACUUGUUAAGAUGAGCUCCUA
Messenger RNA from Oryza brachyantha (malo sina), 2503 nucleotides. Its product is annotated as putative receptor protein kinase ZmPK1. NCBI's taxonomy places the organism in Eukaryota, Viridiplantae, Streptophyta, Magnoliopsida, Poales, Poaceae. The coding region runs from base 1 to 2379 and encodes 792 amino acids. The transcript has a single exon. Gene Ontology annotation, molecular function: protein serine/threonine kinase activity; ATP binding. The record is from RefSeq and is a predicted model, not a curated record. Gene Ontology annotation, biological process: protein phosphorylation; recognition of pollen.